GAGAAUUAAGGUGGGGAAUUGGCUAAGCAUUAAGUAUGUCAGGGAAAGAAAACAUCAAACCUAUGAUCCCCCAACAACCCCAAGCAUUGGAGCCAAUGCCCUUCACAAUGAUCAAGCAAGAAAAGAAUCCUGUUGUGCAGAAUUAUAGUGUUUUAUACAAUGUGCAGAUUGAAAUUGAAGAUGAUGCUACGCAUUCCAAAUGGCAUGAUUUACCCAUGGAGCUCGUUGUGCGCAUUCUUGUGCUUGCGGAUGACCGCUCUAUCAUUGUUUCCUUGGGUGUAUGCACUGGCUGGAGAGAUGUAAUCUGUGUUGGUGUUCAAGAUCUUUCACUCUCAUGGUGUAAGCGAAACAUGAGCAACUUGGUCAUGUCAAUUGUUCCUAGGUUCAACUGUUUGCAAUCUCUUAAUUUACGCCAGAAUCAACACCAACUCAAUAAACAAGCAAUAGAAAUAGUUGCAAAGCAUUGCCAUGAUUUGUGUGCUAUAGAUCUUUCAAACAACACACAACUAACAGAUAAAUCUCUAGAGGCAUUGGCACGUGGUUGUAGUCUACUAGAAAAGCUUAACAUGAGUGGAUGUUCUAGAGUCAGCGAUCAUGCACUUAUCUUUCUAUCAGAGCAGUGCAACAAAUUGAGGCAUCUAAAUUUGUGUGGCUGCAUUAGAGCUGCAUCUGACAGAGCUUUAUUGGAACUGGCUCAUAAUUGCUGCCACUUGCAAUCUUUGAAUCUGGGUUGGUGUGAGAUGGUUACUAAUGUUGGUGUUACAGGAUUGGCACAAUGUUGCCUUGAGUUAAGAGCUCUAGACCUGUGUGGUUAUGUGUUAAUAACAGAUCAAAGUGUUAUUGCAUUGGCUGGAAAUUGCCAUGACUUGAGAUCAUUGGGACUGUAUUACUCCCAAAACAUCACAGAUACUGCCAUGUACUCACUAGUAAAUAAUGCUACAAGCCGUGAUUACAUGGAAUCUGUUUUGAAUGACCAAGAAGAACAUGGUCUAGGGCAUUUAAACAUUAGCCAGUGUACAUCAUUAUCUGCACCAGCAGUUCAAGCUGUCUAUAAUACUUUCCCAGCAUUGCACACCUGGCAGAAAUAA
Messenger RNA from Cryptomeria japonica (Japanese cedar), 1088 nucleotides. RefSeq names its product F-box protein SKP2A-like. The record is from RefSeq and is a predicted model, not a curated record. Gene Ontology annotation, biological process: SCF-dependent proteasomal ubiquitin-dependent protein catabolic process. The coding region runs from base 36 to 1088 and encodes 350 amino acids. Gene Ontology annotation, cellular component: SCF ubiquitin ligase complex. Lineage: Eukaryota; Viridiplantae; Streptophyta; Pinopsida; Cupressales; Cupressaceae. Gene Ontology annotation, molecular function: protein binding. The transcript has 5 exons.